ACCAUUUUUGAACUUGAAGCUUUCAUGAGCCUUUUGGUUUCUUGUUUAUUUUGAUUUUGUUUUAUUUUCGUCGUUGAUUAUGUUUAUCAUUUAAUUGGAAAAGAGUUGAUUCAAUUACCUCCAAAUGUCUUUAACUAAUCAUCUUCAUCUUAAUCAGUGCGCUUGUUUUACUGCUCUCACACACUUAAUAUCUUUGUGUGUAAAUCUAUUUACUCGUCUGGAAUCUCUACUUUUUGGCUUAUCCCAAGUUGAUAAUUGGUGAUUGAUUUCUCUUCUCAAACCAACGAAAUGUUCAUGUAAAUAAUGUUACCAUUCAACCACAGUUAUCCAGUAACGUUAUCCAUUGAAGAUUUGUGAUCAUCUUACUAUUAUCAUCUUAUCCAUGUCUAUUUACCUGUUAAUUAAUUGAUCCAAAUUAUGUUUACUAUUAAUCAUCUUCCUGUUUUACACCAAAAUUGUGAUUUAUUGUUCAACAAAAUUAUUUCUCUACUCUCAUCUGUAUAAACUGUUAAUCUUUUACCUUUUACCUGCCCUUUUAUCCGGGUGUUUCACCGGAUCAUAUGGUAGGUGUUCAUCUUCAACGAAGCUGUUAAUUCAAUCUGAUCAUCUAUUGUCAACCAUAGUUGAUCUUCCUUCAAGGCAUCUUCAUGAUGGAUCUUGAAGAUCCAACAAGAAUGGAAUAUGAAAUUGUUGUACCGGUCAAACCAUUACCUUCAUCUGACAAACCAUUAAAAGGUCUAUUGAAAAGGAAUAAAUGUGAUUCUAAUUCGUCGUCAUCAUCAUCUAGUUCAUCAGAGAAAGAUGGGAAAGCAAAGAGAAGAGUCAAAUUUGCUGAAACCAUGAUGGUUUUUUGUGACGAUUGGCCUCAGGAAGUGAUGCCUCAAAUUAUUGCUCUCAAAUCACCCACAGAUUUCAAUCUGAUUGAAAUAGUCGCCUCUGGUUUUAUGUUUGACCCUCCCGUCGAGUAUCAAGAUCUGUUACCAUUUGAUCCUCCACCCGAUUACCAGGAUUGUGUAUCUUCCAAUAAACAUCCUUCCAUUAUUCCAAUGUCUUCUUAUGAGAAAGAUUCAUCGAUUAGUUUCAUCGAUGAUGACGAUCAAUGUGAGUCAGAUGAGUUUGUCAACGAUUAUCAUAAUCAGCUCAACUCAUCUCUUCAUUGGGAGAAUAUUUUAAAUGAAAGUGAGAUACUCGAAGAAGAUAUUAUCGGUGUUCUCAAAGAGGAUGAAAUACUUCAGGCUAUUGGCUCCCAAACGGCUGAUAUUGACACUGUCUUCCAUCCGAUGGAAUCGGAAGAAAAUUUCAGUGAGACUGAUUUUCCUGUACAUUAUCAAAAUGGUCAAUUCAUUCAACAGAGUCAAGGGUUCAAUUCAAAUGUCAAUUCCAUUGGUCAUUCAAGUUCAGAUGAAGGAUAUCAUGUUGUUGAUGGUUAUUGUGACAGAAUAAAUCAAGCUACUGAAACAUCUGAAACAUAUUCAGAAGCGGAAGAGCUUUCGUCUGAUCUUGCAAGUGAUUCUAGUUUUACCUCUCAAGAUACAAUCAUCUUGACCACACCAUUGGCCAGUGAUCCUAACUCGUUAUGUCGUAACGAUUUUCACCCCUCUUCAUCAUCAGCCGAUAGUCUUUUAUCACCAGGUAAAACUGUUGUUACUUAUGUUGAUCAAUAUUCCGAUUACACACAGCUUGAUGUUAACCUAGAAUUUGAAUCGAAAUUGAACAAACCUGUUUUGGAAACAAUUAACGACGAAGAAGAAGAAGUUCGAAGUGAAGCUGAUAUUGGAAGUAUCAGUGAAGAUCGAAGUUCUCUCAACGAAUCUACCCUGGAAGAUGUAAAUAAGGUUAAUAGUGAUAAUUAUCGCUCAAAAAGUUCGAAUGAAACAUCUGGAAAAGAUGAUUGUACAACAUCAAUUGAAGGAGAUGAUGGAGAUGAUGAUAUUGUUUCUGAAGCUGAUAAUAGUUUGAAUCAAGGUGAAGGUUCUUGUAAUAUUAAUGAAGUAAAUACUGUAAUUAGGAAAGAGGAUAAAGAAGGUGAUUUCAAUGCUGAUGAUGAAUCAAACCAAUCAACCGGAAACAAUGAAAAUUACAUGAGUGAUAUUCAUGGAGCAAUAAGAAAUGAUUCCAUCGGUUCAAAAAUCCUUAACACUAAUAAUAAUGAGCCGGUUAAUCAGUUAAAUGAAGUCAGUGAAAGUAUGAAUACAAGACCGUUAGCAAGAACUGGUCCGGUGAAUGAAUGCCCUGAGGGUUCAGUUAAAUCAGUGUCACUGGCGAAACCACUACCUGCUCCCUCAUCAUUAACAUCAUCACCUUCAUCAUUAAAUGCAUCUUCAACAACAAUGAGUUCAUCAUCAUCACCUAUUCAAUCAUCCAUUAUUGGACCUACAACAGUCGUUUCAUCGUCCACCUUUAUACCAACUCAAUCAGCUUCAGUUGUCAAUACCUGUGGAUCUAAUGUUGUUGUUAUCGGUCUAGUUGAUUGUGAGGGAAUUAAUAAGUCAACCAAUCACCCACAGCAACUAUUAACUGCCGUACCAGUGAACGCAACCUCAGUCUCUGUUUCAGCGAUUCGUAAAGCCUUCGAGGUAAAACACGAAUCUGAAGCUCCUCUUUAUGAAAAUAUAACUGAGAUGAGAAAUAAGACUAAAAAUACUUCCCAACCAGCUCCAGCGCGGCCUAAAUCAUUUCCAUUCUCUAAUUUUAAAUUGGGUAAAAGUGUAGAGUCAAACAAAAAUAACUACAAUUCGGUCAACAACAGUACAUCAACAAACAGUAGCAGCACUUCAAACAUCAACAACAACGCUAAUGUUGGUAACAAUAGUAACCAGUCAGGUAGCAGUGGGUCAAGUUUAAUCAAAGAAGCGACAAAUGUGAUGACCGAAAAGCUUAAGUGGUUAACAUUACAUGGCGGUGGUGACAGCUCAAAACAAUUAACUAAUGAUGAAUCUGGUAAAACCGCACAACCAUCAACAUCAUCAACAACAACAAUUAAUGAAAAUAAGUCUAAACAGUCACAACAACAACAACAGCAGCAGCAUCAACAACAACCACAACCACAACGAUCCAAAGAAGAUCUCAUAAUAGAAUACACAUCAGAACCUCGAGGUGCUCAGCAAGUUAAACGCGUAUCAUUAACUGAAGCAGCGUUGAAAGCAGCGACUUGCAAUAACACUAAAGGAGUAAAUACUCUUCCAGGGAAUCCAUCAUCUGCUCAAAUAGUCAGUCAUUACCAUCAUCUUCAUCAUCACCAUGGUCAAGGGAUUACAUCACAUCAGAUUGUCCACCCUUCUCACCAACAACCUCACCUUCACCACCAACAACAACCUCUUGCAAUUCCUGUUAAUCACUUACAAUGUUUUCCACCAGGAACUAAUAUUCCGGCAUCGAUAUCUACAAUGGGAACAGCCCAUCAAAUUGUCCAUCAUCCUGCUCAUCCCCCUGCAUCGAUCCAGCACCUCGGACCGACACCACAACAGAUUCAAUUGGUCAAGUCGGCACCAUCCGUAAUCUCUUCAUCAGCUUCAUCGCCACAGUUUAUUAUUCCAUCGACGCCUCAACAACAAAGCCCCAACCAAAUACAAUCUCAACCUCCACCACAGUCACAACAACAAGCGAACGCACCACAAUAUCAUAUUUACCCUGUCACUAAAUGUAGAGCUGCAUCACCGCAAUUCAUUAACCAAUAUUAUACAACUACCACACCCGGUGGUCAGAGGCAAUUAGUUUAUGUUUCUCAUGUUGCCCCAGGCCAACAAUUCAUGACCAGUCAAACAAUUCACCAUCAUCCCCAUAUUCACCCUCAUUUACACUUACAACAACACCAGCAGCCGCAGCCACAACAGUCACAAACAAGCGGUCAAACAAUUCAUGGACAACCCACUCCAAUUCAACCAGGAACAGUGACCAUGGUUUCAGGUGCACCUCAAGGGUCAAGGGAAACGCCAUCACCCUCGAUAAUACAACUUCAUUGUAGACCAGGAUCGGCGAUGUCUAAUUCAUCAAUCGUUGGUUCAAGAAUUUACGCUCAACCCUUGCAACAUGGAUUCGUUGCUGUUCCCAAAGAUUCAUCUUUUCCUAAUCCAAGUGAGAUCCGACGUCGAGAUGGACUCAAUGCAUAUCCGAUCGUUAAAGAAGAUCCACUAAAUGUGGUCAACACUUCAAAUGGAAGCACAACCAACGGCAGCAGUCCAACUGCAUCUUCAUUAUCAUCUGCCUCAUCUUCCUCGUCCUCUUCGAUAUCUCCUUCAUCUUCAUCAACAACUUCAACUGUUCCUAAUAGUACCAAUAGUAAGAGCGGCAACUCUAGUGAUUCGACUAAUCUCACCUCAAGUGAUACCAAAGAUGAAUUAGAACAAUUUGUUGAAAACGAUAUUCAACGAAUCGAACGAAUCAAACGUCGCUACUCUCUAACCGAAGAAGGUGAUGACCCAACCUUCGGGUUCGGUCGACGUCCCUCAGUUCGAGGUAUUAAACCGAAAUAUGGUCCUAGUGAAAUAAUACGCCACAUGCAAAUGCAGUUGAGGCCAUCGGUUCAAUCGGUCGCACCACAAACUCUUCCCAAACAAGCAAAAGUUAUUAAUACUCAAAUUGUAAAUGAAUCUACUAAUCUGGUUUCUUCAGCUUCAUCUCAUGGCCUCACCACUUCAUUAUCCACCAUAACAACGGCCACUCCAGUAAUCUUGACAUCAGGCUCAGUUUCAUCACAAUCCUCAUCGUCACAAGUUCCUCGAACCGCACAAAUACAUCUAAUAACACGUCAUUCGCAUUCGCAUUCUCAUUGUCAUCCUCAUCUUAUUUCUGCGAGUCAAGUUGGUUCUGUUCCCAAUCUUAGGCAACAUUUGGUCUCAUCGACAUCUUCAAUCUCACCUUCUUCCUCUUCUACCUCCUCGCCUUCACCUUCCGGUCACAAUACAAUAGGUCACAGGCAUGUUUAUCUUAUACCCCAUGUUCAGGGUGGACCUCAAUAUCAAAGGAUUGUCCAGGCGGCGGGAGCGACUCUCCCUCGGCCUCAUCCCGGACAACAACAAGGUCAAUCUCAGCAUCAACCGUCAACUGGACUUACUCAACAAUUAUCUGCCCAACAAGCGGCCAUGUUAAUGAUGAAACAAAUAGGGGGUAGAGUGAAAAUAAUUAAUGGAUCUCAAUCAGCAGGGUCAAUCGGAAUUGUUGGUAAUCAGCCUCCAUUGUCCAGGCCAGCGUCUUCGUUGGGUCACAUUAUACAACGAGGUUCGGGAGAUGCUGAACUUAGACUGACUCCUCAAAGCUCAGCAUCUUCAUCAUCCGAUGUAACUUGUAAACAAUGUCCAGUUAGACCAGCAGGGUCAAUGGAACCACAACCAGGUCAACCUCAAUCGAUAACAAUUAUUAGUAAUAAGGUUGGACCUUGUUUAUUGCAACAUAAAACAAUUUCAAUGCCAAACGUUUCCUUGAUUAAAUCACUUCCUCAGACCUUAACUGUUGUCCCAAUUAAUGAUAUUAAAGAUGAGAGAGGAGCUCCCGAAGGAGCAAGUGCAUCACCAACUCAUUCAUCUGACAAGGAUUUUGUUGAAUCAAAUAAAGCAACAAAAUCUGUCGACGCAAAUGCUGAUACAAUGUCCACCGGAAGUACCAGUAGCUGUAGCAGUUCAACCAGCAGUGCUAACACAGGAACACCAUCCAGUAAUAACAACCUCAUCGUCAAUAACAACAAUAACAAUUUCAAUAACACGAAAAACAACAAUGAUGUAAACAAUUCAACCAGUAAUAGUAACAACCCGAACAAUACCAAUGCCAACAACAAUAAUAACAAUGAUAAUGAUGAUAUUACCGAGAAAAAUAAUAACAAUAACAAUACUAAUAAUCUGACAAACAGUAAUAAUAAUGUCAAUACGAAUAAUAAUAUUAAUAACAAUAUGAACAAUAAUCCUGAUCUAGUCAAAGAUGCAACGACUUCAGCUCUCAAAGCAAAGAAAACUAUUGCUUCUGAUAUGAAGGAUGGCAAGAGUAAACCAGUGUCCAGUAAAGAUGGUGUCAUAUACUAUUCAAUGAACGUUUAAUUUAAUCAAUACAAAGAUGAGCUGAUUGCCAAAAGGAUCAAUAGUCAGCUGAUUACUAUGGUGAACAAAAGUGCCACUCGGUUUUACACCAAACAAAAGAUGAGAAUCCAAGUCAACCUUUACUUUGCUCAUUAUCGAUCGCAGAUUCUGAGUAUUCACAUAAUAUACCAAAGUAUUUAUUUGUGAAAAGAUAAUUUUAUCCUACACAUCAGUAUUUUGUGUGUUCCAAGAUGAAGAUAAGUAAGGAGGAGGAAGAAGAAGAUGAAAUCACCAUCAUUAUUAAUGAACAUGGUAAAUGUUCAAACCCACACCGACAAAUUGCUGAGAAUUUUUGAUAAAGAUGAAGAAAUAUUGAAAAAAGUCAUCGGAAAGUUUUGCACCAAAAGAAAAUCCCCAAAAUGAUUAAUCAAUGAAAAACAAGAGAGCAGAUUCAAGAUCCCUGAUUGUUUUAUUAAAUUUGCUAACUCCCUCUUAUUUAGUCUAAUAUCUUGUUAUUAAUUAACUUAAUUAACCUGCUAAUAUUUACCGUUGUUUUCAUCACUUCUGUUAAUCUUAUCAUCAUCUAUCGAGAUGCCUCAUCACCAUCAUGAAUUUUCAAGCUGGAAACUCAGUUGAUCUGAUGGAUUUUGUAUUCCAAUCAAAUUGAUUUGAGAUGAAGAUCAUGAAAAGAUAUUUAAUUCACUUCUCUCUUCUAGUAAUAAGUUGAUAUAAUUUACUAAUUGAUUGUUAGGUUUCUUUGCAUCAACAGAAUCAACAAACGAAACAAACGAAAUAAUUCAACCUCUUCUGUUAAAGCUUAAUUAUAGUUGAUUGAUUAACGUUAACUUGUUAAUUAAGCUAAAUUGUUAAUUCUCUCUCUUUGAAUCACAAUUAACCUUAAAUCUUGUUCACUGUUCACACCCUUGUUACCUUUAUAAAUAUUUUGCGAAAGAAUCAAGUAUUGGUCAAAUGAUUGAAAUUGUUACGAGUUGAGAUCAAAUUGUUACCGGAAGUAUCAGAAUAACAAGAAAAUGGAUCAAAUCGGAUUGAAAUUUACAAAUGACAAUAAGAAUCAAUAAUUAGCUAAUUGAUUUUUUUUUCUUUUCCUUUUCUUCAUUUUCUCCCCUUCUAAUCAAUCACAAAUCUAAUUUGUAUAUUUAUAUUAAUUUGUAUUAUUUUCUUGAGUUUGUCCAGGAUAAGUUGAUAAUUUGUAGGCCUUUUAAUUGCGAAAGACGAAACAAAUAUAAUUGUACCAUCAUCAGAAUUGUAAAUGAAACAUGAACUUCAUGUUCAUGGUGAAUGUUUUUCUUUGUGUUCAUGAUGAUCAUCGUUUAAUUGUUCAUGAGAACACAAAAUGCUAAGCAAUUAGCAUCUCUAUUGUAAACCAUUUUGUUGGUAAAUCAUUUUUUCAUCAACAUCAAAACUCAUCCUGGCGACUCGAUUUAUCUUCAUCCUUUUUUGUUCCUCAUCUCAUUGUAAAACAACAAUUCUAAUUCCAACUGAUCUGUAUUCCUUUGACAUUGACUUUAGAUUAUUAUUAUUAUCAAUUAAUUAAUAUUAUUGUAAAAGUUAUAAAAACAAAGCAACAAACAAAUGACUGGAAAUAAAAUUGCCAAAGUUGUUGUA
Messenger RNA from Panonychus citri (citrus red mite), 7631 nucleotides. Its product is annotated as serine-rich adhesin for platelets-like. The transcript is spliced from 6 exons. NCBI's taxonomy places the organism in Eukaryota, Metazoa, Arthropoda, Arachnida, Trombidiformes, Tetranychidae. Bases 648 to 6026 code for a protein of 1792 amino acids. The record is from RefSeq and is a predicted model, not a curated record.